GACAGAUUGAGUACCUGGAAUUUGGAGUUUUGAUAUCCAUCACACAAGUCGAGACACAAGAAGAUUCCUCCAAGCAAAGCGUAGCCGACGAUCGGUGACACUUUUACCUCGGCGAUCCUUCAAAACCUAUAUACUCCUGCUAUCCUCUUUUGAUCUCACACACCACACAACCAACUCCCACUCCAAAAACAUGCAGAUCAAAGACACAACCUUCAUCAUCUCCGGCGGCGCGAGCGGUCUCGGUCUCGCCACAGCCGAAGACCUGCACAGCCAUGGCGCCCACAUUGCAAUACUGGACAUGAACUCAGAAACAGGAUCCAAAGUCGUCUCCUCUCUAGGUUCAGACCGCAGCAGAUUCUUCGAAGUCGACGUCACAGACUCAGAUUCCCUCUCGAAAGCCGUAGAUGGCGUAGCGACAUGGGCGAAGCAAACUGGAAAGCCGAUCCGAGGACUGAUCCCAGCUGCUGGUGUUGGACAUCCUGCAAAGCUUCUGGACAAGAACCUGAACCCCGUUGGAAUGGAGAAGAUUGAUUUCGUGAUCGAUAUUAAUCUGCGGGGUGUGCUGAAUUUGAUUCGAUUGACGCUUCCGCAUAUCGCUAGGACGGAGCCACUGAAUGCAGACAAUUCCCGUGGCAUUGUGGUUCUGGUGUCGAGUUCGAGUGCCUUUGAAGGACAAGUCGGUCAGCUCUCGUAUGCUGCCACGAAAGGUGCUAUUCGUAGCAUGACCCUGGUUCUGGCCAGAGAUCUGGCGCCGAAUGGUAUCCGAGCUGUGUCAAUUGCGCCGUCUCUAUUCGAGACGAAUAUGUCCAAGCAGUUGCCUCCGAAGGUACAAGAGAGCUUGCGCAGAGUGGCAGAGUAUCCGAAGCGGUUGGGUAAUGCAAAAGAGUUCGCGCAUGCUGUGCGAUUCUUGGUGGAGAAUGAUUACAUGAACGGAGACUGCUUGAGGUUGGACGCUGCGACGAGAAUGCCGGCGAAGAUGUAAACGCCAGAGCAAAUUGGGUAUCUCAUGCGAUGUAUAGAUAUGAAGCAAGCAAGCAAGCGUUGAAGG
This is a messenger RNA of Pseudocercospora fijiensis CIRAD86, 1048 nucleotides long. RefSeq lists its product as uncharacterized. The transcript has a single exon. Bases 191 to 982 code for a protein of 263 amino acids. Gene Ontology annotation, molecular function: oxidoreductase activity. The record is from RefSeq and is a predicted model, not a curated record. Lineage: Eukaryota; Fungi; Ascomycota; Dothideomycetes; Mycosphaerellales; Mycosphaerellaceae.